Messenger RNA from Schistocerca gregaria, 456 nucleotides. RefSeq lists its product as uncharacterized. Bases 1 to 456 code for a protein of 151 amino acids. The transcript has 2 exons. NCBI's taxonomy places the organism in Eukaryota, Metazoa, Arthropoda, Insecta, Orthoptera, Acrididae. The record is from RefSeq and is a predicted model, not a curated record.
AUGACCACUCACGAAGCAACAUCAUUUGUGAAUCAGAUAAAAAAUUACACCUUUCUCACUUCUCUGGUAAUCUGGUACGACAUUCUGCUUCACAUCAGUGUAGUCAGUAAGAUCCUCCAGACCAUUGACAUAAAUGUUUCUGAGGCCGUGGAAAUGCUUGAAAAAACAAAAGCAUAUUUUGAGACCUGCAGAACAGAUGAAAAGUUUGUGUCUUUGUUGAUGGAUUCCAAAGAACUGGCUACAGAAUUAGAGCUAGAAGAUCUAACAUUACCAUGGAUAAGAGUUUCUCGGCGGCGAAAUAUAGUAACCACAUCUUUGGAUGAGAGAUUCAGUCAACUGAAAUCUCAUUGUGAUUAUUUCGAUUUUCUCUAUGACAUCGGCAAGCUGAAGAAUGCACCUCCUGACAGCCUGGUCACAAAGUGCAGAAACCUCGCAGUGAUUUUGCAAGAUAAUUAG